Dictyostelium purpureum is the source of this 1278-nucleotide messenger RNA. RefSeq lists its product as uncharacterized. Gene Ontology annotation, molecular function: superoxide dismutase activity; copper ion binding. Gene Ontology annotation, biological process: removal of superoxide radicals. The coding region runs from base 1 to 1278 and encodes 425 amino acids. The transcript has 4 exons. Lineage: Eukaryota; Evosea; Eumycetozoa; Dictyosteliales; Dictyosteliaceae. The record is from RefSeq and is a predicted model, not a curated record.
AUGAAAUUUAUUUCAAGUUUAUUUGUAGUUUUAUUAUUUGCUAGUGUUGCACUUUCAACAGACUAUCAAUUCGCUACUUGCGUUUUUGGUCCUUUUAACGAAUUUCCAGGUAGUAAAGACCUCAAUGGUGGUAUUCAAAUCUUUAAAAAGGGUGAUGAUGAUAUUCAAUUCCUUUUUGAGUUUGAUGGUGUUAAUGGAGAUGGUAAUUAUGCAGCUCAAAUUUUAACAUAUGGUUUACAUACAUCAACAAGUCCAGAUUUAGGCGAAGUUUACAAUCCAGAUAAGUCCGAAGCUGGUUGUCCAACAACUACUACCUAUCGUCUUGGUGAUCUUGGUGAUAUCGAAUUUGUUAAUGGAAAAAUCUCUAACCCAUUAGUUCAAUACAAAAAACCAUCAAUUUCUGAUGAUAUUAAUUCAAUUAUUGGUAGAUCUAUUGCUAUUUACUCUGGUUCAUAUGACUGUAAUGAUGCAGCUAAAUCAGUUGGCCAAAUCAUUAACUAUUGCACUGUUGGUGUUGGUAAUCUUACUUUUGUUAGUGAUGAGUUUAAUACUGAUGUUGAUCCAAAAGUUGAUACUAAUUCUGCUAGAUCAUACAGCAAACUUGACGAAUUAGAACCAAAUGGUGUAGUCUAUGGUCUUGCUAAAGUUUUCAAUACUUCAAUUAUUCAAGAUGAAGUCGAAGGUAAGGUUUUCUUCAAAACUCUUAACUCUAGUUUUAUUCAAGUUUCAUCCCAAAUCGUUGGUUUAUCUUAUCAAGCUCAUGGUUUCCACAUUCAUGAAUUUGGUGAAAGAUCAGAUCUUACCGGUUAUGCUGUUGGUGGUCAUUGGAGAUCAGAAGGACAAGUCCAUGCUUUACCAGAAAACGAAACAAGACACAAUGGUGAUAUGGGUAACUUCUGUGCUUUUAGUGAUGAUAUGAACCUUGGUUAUUAUAAAAUUGUCACCGAUUAUAUCAGAGUUUCAGAUUUAAUUGGUAGAGGUAUGGCUGUACACAAUAGUACCGAUAUGGGUAACGCCAAUGUUGGUGGUCCACGUUGUGCACAAGGUGUCAUUGCCCUUAUUAAUCCAAAAGGUGGUGAUGCUGUUCAACUUCCAUCUGAAGAUUGGGUCUAUGACGUUAUUUGUCCACAUGGUGCCUACAAAGGUGGUGCUUCAAGCUAUUCAGGUUCAGAUGUUCCAACCGAUAGUUCAUCCAACGAACCAUCAUCUGCUUCAACCAUUUCUUCAAUCAUUGGUUUAGUUAUUGCUUCAAUUAUUUCAACUAUCAUUUUCUUUUAA